CCCCCGCCCCUCUGACCCUACCUGUCUAGGCACGCGCACAACUGUCAGCUUUUUCCGUGAGGAGGGGAUUGUAAAUUUAACACGGCACAGAUGGUAUUUUAAAUCUGACAUCACAGAAAUAACAGUAGGCAUAUACUGCAGAUAGGUUUUCAUUCAAAUGUAGGGCAAUAGCUGCGUUUCGUCACUAAAAGAAAGUCCGUGAAUAAGUCUCUAGUGGGGGAAAUAUAGACGUUUGAAGGCAGCGGCUUCCUAAAACGUUAUCGGAUGUGAAAUAUAACUGUCAGCUGCUGAAAGAACUGCAGAGUUUUUCCAGCACUUUCUGUUUUUGCUUCAAAUCCGCAACAUCUUGCUUUUUGUUUGAAAGUGGCCACUGUUCAGUGCGGACGCUCUGUAGUUACGAUCCCACCCGCUCAAACAGUGCCAUCUGUUGGCAGUUGGAGGGAGGGGGAUGAGUGGACUCACAGCAGAGUUCAGAGCGCAUGCGUGAGUUGUUGACUCCUGCGAAGAAGAAAAACAAAGGAAGCGAAGCGCAAAAUCCUGGAGCAUCUCUGCAGUGUUUGCAGCUUCCUCUAGGAAAACAGGCUGUUGAGCAAACUGGUAUUCAUCACAGUCUUCAAGGUCAUCAAGAAUGUGGUGGUGAGCUACCUCCUUGAACUGUUGCAGUCUAUGUGGUGAAUGCAUUCUGACGUUGUCGUUAAAAAGGAGGUUCCAGAAUAUUUUCCCAACAUUGACGGAACAGCCAUAUAAUUCUGAGCCAGGAUUGUACGUGACUUGGAGAUGUUGGACAGACUUUGGGAAGGACAGCUGGUUUUUGUUGAGCUUGGACCGACAUGUGAGAACCUGACCAGGACUCGAUGUGAAUACCACAAAACUGGACAGCUUAAUGAACUGAUUUUUGGAAAGCUGUAUUUCCACUUGAAACUUAAAUUACAUUGCAUUGGAUUUGCUUGAGAUUUGCACAGUACUUAGACUUGCCUAUUGUAAAUGCUGAAAAUCUCAUUCUUUUCCAUGAAGCACUCAGGUUUAACACUAAGUUUGGUUUUCAACUGCUGUACACUUGUUAGCACAUUAUAUAAUAGUACAAAUCACAGUUAUGUCAGUACAGAAAGGACCAUUUCUGCAGCAAAUGCAGGAUCACAUCAUCUUUCAAGCCUACCAGCACAUCGUGACAUAAUAGUGAAAGAAGGAACCAGUGUAUUAAUUGACUGCAAUGUGAACAGCAGCCAGUUGCGCAGUGUACUGUGGUACAACUCAAAGGGAGAUCUCUUGGAGGAAACAGGAGAACUAGAUGGAAAAUGGCUUAUUUUAGACAGUGGAGAGCUAAACAUCACGAGAAUUACAUUUGCUGAUCGAGGUCGUUACACAUGCGUCUCAACAAACUCUCAUGGAACCUUAAAUUAUACAGUCACCCUGCGUGUUGUCUUCACCACUGGUGACAUGGGUGUUUAUUAUAUGAUCGUUUGCCUCAUUGCUUUCACAAUUGUUAUGAUAUUGAACAUCACUCGCCUCUGCAUGAUGAGCAGUCAUCUGAGGAAAACUGAAAAAGCAAUCAAUGAUUUCUUUAAGAUGGAAGGAGCAGAAAAAUUGCAAAAGGCAUUUGAAAUUGCAAAGCGCAUUCCUAUCAUUACAUCUGCAAAGACGCUUGAACUGGCCAAAGUAACUCAGUUCAAGACCAUGGAGUUUGCCAGGUACAUUGAAGAACUUGCUCGAAGUGUUCCUCUACCACCUCUUAUCUUGAACUGUAGAGCAUUUGUAGAGGAUAUUAUUGAAGCUGUAUGGAUGGAAGAUGCAGAACAGGCCACAAAUGAAGAAAAUAAAGAUGGACAGGCAGUUAGGGGCACUGAGGAUAUUUACACUAUUGAUACUGAAAUACAACGCAGCAGUUCACCUGCAGGUGAAUCAGAUGACUCAUAUGUACAUGAGGAAUGCCAAGAGAUUGCAGUUCAGGUUUCAGUACAUUCUCAAUCUGAAAAACAGAGCAUUGACACACUAUCUCAAGGAAGCAGUCAACUUGAAAAUAGUGAAGAGAAUUUACCCAAGAUACAAAAAAGCAAAACAGAUGGUGUAGUGUAUGAAAGCCAUAUAUAGAUUGUGUAAGGUAUCUUUCUUAUCGAUUUUGAUUAUGAGGGAAAUGUUCAGUGUGCAGAGGCAAACCUAAAACUGGUUUGCUGACACGUUAGGUUAUAAAUGGACCAGAAGGCAAUUAUAUUCAACCCACAGCAGAAUUGUAUGUAAUGUCACCGUGAUGUUACUUUUAAUAGAAAUAUGUGUGUAAUUUGUCAGUUGUAGACUGCUGCUGAAGAGGUUAAUAGCUGUUUGUAUCUCGAAGAUGCAAGGUAUGAGUAAACCUUUUUAUCAUCAUAAGUAGUUGUUGUUUGAGAAUCGUGCUCUUAUUUAAUGGAUGUAAAGAUAAUUUGACUGCAUUUAUGAAAAUGAAAGGAUUGUUGUGUAGUGGUAAGUCACCAAUACAUUGCAAUCUCAUUGAAAUUAACAUAUCUGGUGCAUAUAUUAUUGAUAAGCAUCAUAAUAAACUUGAAGUUUUAAUCGUAAGGGAAGUACCUAAAAUCUCAUGAUUUUCCAGCCACUUUUGAAAUCCUCUGAGAUUCAGAUCAGCCUUGAGGACAGGCCCUGCCCAGUGUAGUUUAAACCAAGUAUUUAUGCUUUGAUUCAUUAUUUCCCUAGCAAUCCCAACCCACCAAAUCAUACACUGCAGACUUGAAAAAAGUAAUGUAAGCCCAUGAUUGUCCAGAAGAUCCACAUGGUAAGGUUUACCCUUCCCGGUUACAGUUGCACACUAUUGUUUUUGAAAUACCAAAAAAGAUUAGCAGCACUGUUUCUUUUCAGUCUUCAAAAGUAUAUUUUAACAUGCAUUUCACAAUGUCUGUUUUGCUACAGUGAGGUGUGGAAGGAUUUUUGCCUGAAUUUAUUGUAUGUUCAAGUGCAUGGUUCUCUUCUGAUGUGUCCUUAAGCAAUUGGUAUAUUGAAUUAAUUAUUUUCUACAUAAUGCAUGCAACUGUUUCUACACACUUUAUUCCUCUUGCUCACAUUAGUCUGCCAAUCCAAACACUUUAGUCCAGCAGCUCCUGAAUCAAAUCUUUGAUGAAAUAAUAAGUCUUACUUUACCAAUUAUAUGCUUUCUCAAUUAUACUUCGGAGUGAUUUGUUACAAAGUUGUAGCAAUCUUGUACAAAUGCAGUGGUGCUUUAAAUUGAAUACUCAGUAAACUGCAUAAGUAGACUGACUCAAUACCUCAUCCAUUUUCACUUUACCUUUUUGACAGGUAAACAUUAUUAUUUUUAUUUCUUCAGUCAGUUUAGUUGUAUUUCAUAUUCUUCCAUAUACAUAAAUGAUGUUUAAAUUCAUAGAAGCACAGAAUAAUUCAACAACCAGCAGCAGUCUUCAAGACUGCUCACAGCAUUUCACAUUUUAUGUUCUUUUAAUCUUUAAAUGAUGGCUAAUAUAACUUAAAUUUCAUGGAUCUAUUUUUCCAUCUUAAGCAGUUUGGAAAUGUUAGUCAUGUGUACACUUUUGUAGCUAAAACAAAUAUUCUUUAAAGUUGCAAUUUCAACUGUCAUUCUGUGGUACAGCUUUCUAUGAAGUAAAAGUUGUUCAUAACUGAUGCUGAAAUUGUUUUACAGUUUGUUAUAUUAAAUAAUUUGUUCCAUAUACAUUCCAUUUUGCCAAUGUGGAUUUAUCUAGUUAGUUAAACACAUCAGCUAUCAAAGGUGAAGCAUCUAAUGGAGUUUAUAUGUCAAUUUGUGCAAAAAUGUAUUUAUUUUCAUACUUUACUGGCGUGUAACCCCAUUUACAUAUGGUCUAUUCAGUUACUCUUUGCUACAUUUGUAAUAAUUUUGACUUUAUUUAGCACAUGCAACAAUGAAUAUAAUAAAGUUUUAAACUAGUAGUUUACAAAAUAAAAUUGAAAAUUAUGUUAGAGGGUUUGUUAAAUAGCAGAGUCAGCUGGACGGCUGGUUUGCAAUUUAGAGUGGUGUCAACAUCGUGGUUUCAAUUCCCACACCAGCUGAGGUUACCAUGAAGGAUCCUUCUUCUGAAUCCUCUCUUCUCACUGAGGCAUGAUGACCCCUAACAUUAACCACUGGCCCCCUCUAAUGAAAGACCAGCCUAUAGGUCUAUGGUGAUUCUUCCUUUUACUCAUUGCCCUUUGGGUAGAAAAUAUGACUUUGUUCCACUGAUCCUCUGCUAUUUUGUGCUUGUUCAGUCUUCUACCUGGAAUUAAUUGAGAGUUGCCAAUCAUUCCCUUGAGAUUCUUGCACAGCUGUUGCCACACUAUACCCAUUACUGCUAUUACAAUUUAACAGAUUUCUCCUUUCCCUUUUCCCUUGGGCCACGAUAAUCAAGUGUAGCUCUUGAUGCAAGUCUGCACACUUGGUUAUGACAGGUCAGUACAUGAAUAUGUCAGUGGCGUACGUAAUGUAUCAUUAUUAACAGUUGUAUAUACCACAAGGUCUGUUUUCUGACCCAUAAUACUUGCGCAACAGACUACACUGUAGAUAUGAAACAAUUGUUCUUCCCCUAAUUUUGGAAGGUACAGAGGCCCAGUCAGAUUUGUCUGUUUGAGUAAAUAUAUCCUGUAAAAUUUCAGACUAAUAACAAUUCCAAUAAUUAUACCUGAGAUGUCCUUACCAUAACAUUUUUUUGCUUCGUAAUGCUAAUAAAGCAAUUAUAAGUCAAUAGCUUGACAUAAUUUUCCAAUACAUUCUAUAGGAAUUUAACAUUAAAAAUAAUAAAAAGGGAGUUAUUAUUCCUCUGAAUUGUUUAUGAUCAUUGCUAGGGGGAGUGAAAGACAAGUAUGUUCCUUCCAAAUGCGAAAAACAGUGGGUGUAGGAAAUCUGAAACAAAAGCAGAAAAUGCCAGAAAUACCCAACAUGCAAGGAAACACCAGUGAAGAGAGAAAUAGAAUUAACAUUUCAGGUUGAUCGCCUUCUAACUGAAGACACUUAGAAACAUAAUCAAGCAAGUGAAGGGAGAAAGAACAAAAAGCAAGGUCUGAGAUAUUGUGCGAGAGAUUAAAUGACAAAAAAAAAUGGUGGUGCAAGUUGAAAGGGUGUGAUAAUGGGCGAUGUAAAUAAACAAAAGAUGUCAAUGAUGUGACCAUCCAAAAGCAAAAUUUGGGAGAAAAAAAAAUAAAAACAAAGCCUGCAAUGUAGAAGGAAAUAAAAUGGAGUAGAAUUUAAAGUCUGAAGGUUUUGAACCUAAAUGUUCAGCCCACAUGGUUGUAAAGUGCCUAAAUAAAGAUGA
Rhincodon typus (whale shark) is the source of this 5258-nucleotide messenger RNA. Its product is annotated as microfibril-associated glycoprotein 3-like. The transcript has 6 exons. Bases 985 to 2088 code for a protein of 367 amino acids. The record is from RefSeq and is a predicted model, not a curated record. NCBI's taxonomy places the organism in Eukaryota, Metazoa, Chordata, Chondrichthyes, Orectolobiformes, Rhincodontidae.